Molecule: messenger RNA, 3546 nt
Organism: Fusarium keratoplasticum
Lineage: Eukaryota; Fungi; Ascomycota; Sordariomycetes; Hypocreales; Nectriaceae
Product: NB-ARC domain-containing protein
Exons: 6
Coding region: 1-3546 (1181 amino acids)
Molecular function (GO): protein binding; ADP binding
Source: RefSeq, a predicted model, not a curated record
AUGACCAAGGUCCGUGACAUCGGAUUCACCUGUUUGGGCACCAGCAAGGGAUCGUAUCGCUUCAACGUCAUUUUCGUGCACGGCCUACGGGGCCACCCGAAGCGAACCUGGGGAAGAGGCUCAGACGAGACGUCCCAGACUCCGACAGCGACGGCGAGCGGUUCCCGUGAUCGGUCCUUCAAGUCACUCUUCCGAAGAAGUCGACCGAGCCCCGAUACAACGCCAGAUAUCGAACUGCAGAAGCCUUUCUGGCCUGACGAAUUCCUGGCCCAGGAUUUACGCGAAGCGAGAGUGUGGACGUACGGAUACAAUGCGAAUGUGAUCGAGGGUUUGUUCCAGGCAAGCAAUCAGAACAGCGUUUCGCAACACGGGCGGGAUCUUGCAGCCCGGUUGGAGCGGGACGUUGAUAAUGAGGAUCCCAUUGUCUUUGUGGUCCACAGUCUAGGUGGAAUCGUUGUUAAAGAUGCAAUCCGCAGAUCCGAGGCCUGUCGCUCGAGAACAAAGUUCAUCAUCUUUCUUGGAACUCCCCAUCGUGGAAGCCAAUAUGCCGGAUGGGGUGUGAUUGCAUCCAAUCUCGCUAGCUGCGCAUUGCAAAACGCAAACAAGAAGGUCGUCCAAACGCUGGAAGUAAACAGCGAGGUCCUCGACAACAUCCAUGAAGAAUUCGUCAAGAUCGUGCUCGAAACCGGCCUCAAGAUCCACUCGUUCCAAGAGGGGCGAGGGCUAUCGGGUGUCAAGGGCUUUAGUGGAAAGGUUGUUGACGACUUCUCUUCCAAAUUCGACCUUCCACCCACAAUACAGACGGUUGAGAGCAUUGAUGCGGACCACAGCCGCAUGACCAAGUUUUCUGAUAAGGAUGACCCUGGUUAUUGCGCUGUUUUGGGCGUCCUCAGACAGUUUGUGCGGUCAGGCCCUGAACCGAAGACCGAGCAACAGGUGGAGGCCAGGGUUGAGGCAACGACUGUGACGCCGGCAGUUGAGGUGGACCCAAGGACAAGCGCCUCAACUUUCUUCCAUGUUCCGUUCUCCAUUAACCGCCAGUUUGUCGGACGUACAGAGGUGCUCCAAGAGCUCCAGAGCAAACUUUUUGAUGGCGACGAAUUCCAAAGAGUCGCACUCGCCGGCCUUGGAGGCAUCGGAAAGACCCAGAUUGCCAUGCAGAUUGCCUUCUGGGUCAGACAACACAAGCCCGAUUACUCUGUGUUUUGGCUGCCCGCACUGAGUAAUGCCAGCAUUGAUCAGGCGUGUGCAGAGUUCAUGGCGAGGCAUGGCAACCAACAAGGAAACUCGACCAGCCCGAGAGAAUCGUUUAGGCAGCACUUGAGCCCACCUGGUGUCGGGAAGUGGCUACUCAUUGUCGAUAAUGCCGACGAUAUGGACCUUCUGUUUCCCCCAGGAGCGGUUACCCAGCAUGUGGACAACUGGCUGCCAAGAAGCGACCAAGGGCGUAUCCUCUUCACAUCAAGAUCGUCAAAACUCGCCUUCAGAGUGAUCUCUGACCCACAGUGCGUAAUCAAGCUAUCAGAGAUGGGCUUGGGCGAAGCAAAGGAUUACUUGAGGAAAUCACUCUACCAUCAAGAUUCUCUCCAAGAUGACAAAGCCGUGGUUGAACUCCUCGACAAUCUGGAUUACCUGCCACUGGCCAUCAAGCAGGCGACAGCUUACAUGAACGAGAACGACCUGACAAUUGCAGAAUACCUCGAGGUUCUGCAAAAUACUGAAGACGACAUGGUUGAGUUGCUACGUAGCGAGUUUCGCGAUGAUACGAGGUACAUGCAGAGCGAACAGUGUCAAAACGCCGUCGCAACAACCUGGGUGAUAUCUUUUCGUCAGAUCAGAGAGGUUGACCCAUUCGCUGCCCAUCUCCUUUCAUUCAUGGCAUGCAUCGAACCAAAGGCAAUUUCCCAAUCGGUGCUGCCGCAGCGAGGGACGAAGCAACAACUGACCAGCUCAAUUGGGACUUUAUGCAGCUAUGGCUUCUUGAGCAAAUACGCUGGUGGUCAAAUGCUCGAAAUGCACCGUCUGGUACAUCUGGCAACGAGGACCUGGACCAAGAGUGAACGCAUCAUGGAGCGCACGUCACGAUUUUCUGCAGCGCAUUUUGAUCGAGUAUUCCCGAAUGGCAAUUGGGAAGACCGUGAGCUGUGGCAGCAAUAUCUGCCGCAUGCUCUGGUCAUUGUCCGAGAACUCGAGGAGGACGCACCACCAAAUUAUCCAUAUCGCUUGAUUCAUUGCGUUGCAAGAUGCCUGUGUCAUGAUGGCCGAUAUAGGGAGGCACUCGGGAUACUCAAGCGGUCAGCUACGAUAGAAGAGCAGCAAUUUCCUGACAAUUAUAUGCAUCGAUCCGAGCUCGCUGUUGCAUACAUGAAUACUUUGCAACCCCGAGAGGUAAUCAGACUUUCCGAGCCCCUUAUUCAACACCCGAUGAGAACAUUGCCAGAAAACAACUUUGAUCUACUCCAGAUGCAAUAUUCGCUGGGAUCAGCCUAUCAUAUUGUUGGGGAUCUCAAGAAGGCAGCUCAGCUGCUCGAGCAUGUGGUAAAGCUGCAAUCCGAGCUUUUGCCAGAGGAGCAUCAGGGCCGACUGCAAUCGGUAAUUGAACUAGGUUUAGUGUACCAAGGAAACGGGCGGGGAGAGGAGUCAAUCCGCCUUUUUGAGUCUGUGUUGACGGUAGCGAGAAGGUCCUUCGACGAAGACCAUCCCCUGACCCUUAGGGCACAGCACGACCUUGCUCUGACCUACCGCAACGAAGGCAGAACCCAAGAGGCACUUGAUCUGAUUAAACAUGUAGUAAGAAUACGGCAAAGGACUCUGAGCGAGCAUCAUCCUGACCGACUGGCUUCGGAGGGUGAACUUGCACGACUAUACCUAACAAGUGGGGAGAUAGACGAGGCGACACGAAUGCUUGAAACGCUGAAAGUCAGGGGAGACGCAGCACUCCCCAGCGGCCAUGUCAGUCGGCUGCUUAUAAACCAGCUUCUCGCCGAGGCCUACAUAGCCAAACGUCGGGUUCCGGAUGCUAUCCAUCUGCUUGAAGAGACCAUGUCGCUAAGUGACGAGAUAAUGGGAGCCAACAAGUCUGUGCAAAUGGACGCUGAGUGGUUGCUCGCGAAGACGUACUUCAACCGUGGUCAGCCGGGGAAGGCAGCGGAGCUCUUCCGUCACUUGAUGGAAACUUGGAAAGAAACCUACGCUUUGGGCGAUCUAAAGCUGCUUCGGUGCAAGUGGGAGCUCGCGUGGGCAUACAGAGCCAAUGGACAAACUGAUAAAGCAGUGCAGGAGCUUGAGGAGCUGGCAGAUACUGAAGAGGAGUUUCGUCCGGAAGAUACACUCAUACGGUUGCGGACAAAACGAGCCCUUGGUCAGGCGUAUCUGGACAAUGGCCAGUGGAUGGAGGCGGUUGACGUCCUGGAGAGGGUGGCGGCAACAAGUGCGAGGGUGAACGACCCGCGAUUGCGCUUGGCGGAUAUAUAUGAGGAACUUUCGAUCGCAUACGGAGCUAGUGGACGUUUGGAUGAGGCUGUCUGUGUCGAUUUGCUUGGAUAA